Molecule: messenger RNA, 2124 nt
Organism: Hibiscus syriacus
Lineage: Eukaryota; Viridiplantae; Streptophyta; Magnoliopsida; Malvales; Malvaceae
Exons: 10
Coding region: 80-2122 (680 amino acids)
Source: RefSeq, a predicted model, not a curated record
UCGAAGAUUCAAAAGGCCAUAAGCUAUUUUUCUUCAUUGAUCAAAGCAAAAUAGCAAGAGAUUCAAGAAGUCGAACAAGAUGAUGUUGGAGAGGAAGCAUCUUUCUUCCAUUGCCAACCAUGUUCUUCAACGAAGUGCAGAGGAACUUGGUUCUUCAGUGGAUCGUUUGGUAAAAGAAUUCGAAGCGAAAUGGGAACCCGAAGCAGGCGAUUUUUCGAAGAAAUUAGUGGAAUUUUGCAGCCUAAAAGCCCUGAUUAACUUGUGUCAAAAUAUGAAAGAAAAGAUGAGCAAUGGAUCAUAUAGCCGGUUUACAUAUGAUAUGAUGCUUGCUUGGGAGAAACCAAGAGCUGUCGACGAAGAGCCGCGAUCGCAGGAGUACUUUGGGAAGGGGAAAGAAGAUAGAACUAUACGAGUACAAGAGCCGACCGAGCAGGAUGAUAUCUCUCUUUUCUAUUCGGACCAGAUGCCACUCCUCGUUAAUCAUGAUCCGAGUGUUGAAGGAGAUGCUUUUGUGUGGUUGAGUUCAUUAGUUCCAUUAGCUGCCGACAUCACUAACGGAAGAUUCACGUUCGAAAAGCUUACCUUGCCUACCGGAAAUCACCUCUUUUUCCCAGCAUAUGAUAGGUUCCUAAAAGAAAUUCACAAUUGCAUGAAGCAUUUGCAGAAACAAGCAAAACCGAACGGUGUAGAGUUGGCUGAUGAUGAAUUUAUAUUACAUGUCGAAGGAACAGCUAGCUCACAAAGAGUAGUACGCCAUAUUGAAGGCACAAGUUGGCCUGGGAGGCUUACACUGACUAAUUACGCUCUCUACUUUGAGGCUUCUGGGGCAAUAAACUACGAAGAUGCACUUAAGAUUGAUCUUACGAGGAAAAUUGAUCACAGUGUUAAACCAGCUGCAACAGGUCCAUGGGGUGCUCCACUUUUCGACAAAGCCAUAAUCUACGAGUCCCCUGACUUACCAGGAGUUCUGCUGGAGUUUCCCGAGAUUACAAGCUCCACAAGGCGCGACCAUUGGCUAGCACUUACUAAGGAGAUUCUGCUAAUGCACAAAUUUUUAUCAGAUUUUGAGGUGGAAUGUCCCAUACAAGCGUGGGAGAUGCAUGCAAGGACCAUUUUGAGCAUAAUAAGGCUUCAUGCAGCAAGAGAAAUGCUAAGAAUUUGUCCACCAAAUCCGAUAAGUUUCUUGAUUUUCGGUUUGUAUGAAGAGUUACCAAAAGGGGAUUAUGUACUCGAACAGCUUGCUCAGAGUCUAAAGGAGGUAGAUAGUGGGCAACCAUGUAGUGCAAGCUCGAUAUUGAGGAAACUGAACCUUCCAGAGCACAUCAUGUCAAGUUUAGAAGUGAAAAGAGUGAAUGAGGUGAGUAAAACUAUUGCAGUUGGCAAAGAUGAUGAUGAUAAGAUCUCACUCGGGACUGCCAUUGAUCAAGCGAGAAAGGAAGGAAGAGGAGUUGCCAAAGCUAGAGCCACGGUCGAGGGGCUGAAAGAGGAAGGGAUCAGUGAAAGUGCUAUGAUUCUUAUGGAGCUACUAAAGCCACUUAGAAGUGUAUUCCCUUGGUUUCGAGACAUCUUUUCAUGGGAGAGACCAGCAACUACUGUUCUGGCAUUUGCCAUAAUUACACUGUUAGUAUACAAGGAAUGGAUCGGCAAGGCGAUAUGUUUUGGUUUGCUUCUGGUGGUAGCGAAUAUGGCAAGAGCAAGACAAGAAAGGCUUAAAGACAAGCAAAAGGAGAUAGUUGUGUACACCGGCUCCGACAAUAAUGCGAGUACGAGAGAGAAUGUAGUCUCUGCUCAAUACAGAUUUUUGACACUUCGUGAGACAAUAAAGGAGGCGAAUGUAACGAUACUGAAGUUGCAUUCACUUCUGGUUUCGAGGGCACACAAGCAUGCAAAUACGGUGAUGCUCGUGAUGAUCGGAUUGGCGAUGUUGUUUGCUCUGAUUCCCUUUAAGUAUAUCAUAAUUGCCGCUGUUUUUCAUUCCAUGGUCACGACAUCACUGGUAGGGAAGUAUAUUGGAAACAACCAAGGAGAUCGAGAUCAAAAUCGGCGGUUGAAAGAGUGGUGGGACUCGAUCCCGCCUACCCCUAUUCGGGUCAUUAACGAGGCCCCUGUCAACCCUGAAUAGGC